Molecule: messenger RNA, 712 nt
Organism: Lolium rigidum
Lineage: Eukaryota; Viridiplantae; Streptophyta; Magnoliopsida; Poales; Poaceae
Exons: 2
Coding region: 1-504 (167 amino acids)
Source: RefSeq, a predicted model, not a curated record
AUGUCGUCUGCCGGCUCCGACCAUGGCGCCAUCGCCGUGUGCUGCAUGUGUGGCGACCACGCCAUGCCGCAGGAGCUGUUCCGCUGCAAGCUCUGCCGCCUCCGAUUGCAGCACAGACACUGCAGCGAGCUCUACCCGAGAGCGGCCACGUACCAGCAGUGCAACUGGUGUCUUAGGGAGGACGGAGGAGGAGGCUCGCCGUCGCCGGCGAGGCAGACGACGACGGCAGCGAAGAAGAGGAUGAUGACAUCGUCGGAAGGGAAUGGUUCCGACGAGAAUAAAAGAAGGCGCUCCUGUGGUGGGUGCUCGAGGUCCGCCUUCUGCACUGAGCCUGACAAACCGGUCAAGAUGCCGCCCAAGGCUCGCCACGAGAGGGCGGUGCAGCCGACGCGGGAGGUGGAGAUGGCGGCGAAGGGUAGGAAGCCACAGGCCGCAGCGGGGAAGGGGCGAUUUAAGGUGAAGGUGAGACGGUACAAGCUGCUGGCUGAGGUGAUCAGCUGCUAACUCAGCUACACUGCUGGGCGAGUGAAGAGUGAAAGAUAAUCUCAGAUCAACCAGACAAAUAAUACAUAGGCUUAAGUUUACAAAUUACGAAUGGAUGUAAUUGUAAUGAUGCAUUACGAGUUAAGGGGCAGCAUACAUAGUUGGGUGUGGCUAGUGGAGUUUAUCCUGUCUCCCUCAACCCAACAAAGAUCGAAUCCUAUGCUUGAUA